This is a messenger RNA of Gasterosteus aculeatus aculeatus (three-spined stickleback), 3331 nucleotides long. It is a transcript of the gene abcg8, whose product is annotated as ATP-binding cassette, sub-family G (WHITE), member 8. Gene Ontology annotation, biological process: cholesterol efflux; transmembrane transport; cholesterol homeostasis. NCBI's taxonomy places the organism in Eukaryota, Metazoa, Chordata, Actinopteri, Perciformes, Gasterosteidae. The record is from RefSeq and is a predicted model, not a curated record. Gene Ontology annotation, molecular function: ABC-type transporter activity; ATP binding; cholesterol transfer activity. Gene Ontology annotation, cellular component: plasma membrane; signaling receptor complex.
CCAUAUCCACUGCCGACUCGUGUUCUCGAAGCUCUAAAUUUGUGUUGUCUUAGAGAGCCAGACUGUGUUUCUCUGCAGCCCGUGUCUCUCAGGGACCAUAAACACACAGUGAACCCUGCGUUAUCUCAGGGAACUUUGAUCAGGAGUUCUAUAAAGAAGUGCAACAAAAAAAAAAAAAGAGAGAAAAAAAGCUUGACUGGGCUGGCUGUCUCACUUCAGUCCUCAAGUUGUGCGUUGGUGUAGAAAAGCUAUAAGUAAGAGGACACAGCAGAUGGAGAGGUGACGGGACAUGCAUUUGGGACGAGCGGAGACCUUCAGCCGGACUGGAGUCCAACGAGCGGAGAGUCCCACAGAGAGAAAGAGAGGAGCCGGACAGAAGAAAGGGGGGGGGGCGUUGACCUCUUCCCCCUGCAAGCGUCAAGCAGCAACGCCGCAUCGCCAUGGACGCAGACACGGGCCACAACCACACGUACGGCUCCUCGGAGCAUCGGGACACCGAGUUGUUCUCCCCUGAAGAAGAAGACAGCAGUCUGUACUUCACCUACAGCGGGGAGUGCAAUGAGCUGGAAGUCAACAACCUGCACUAUGAGGUGGACACGGCGGCUCAGAUCCCGUGGUACGAGAGGUUAUCGGAGUUCAAGCUGCCCUGGGAGAUAAAAGGGAACAAGCAGACAGCCAUCAACAGGCUCAGCCUCCGGGUCCGCAGCGGGCAAAUGCUGGCAGUCAUUGGCAGCUCAGGUUGUGGUAAAACCUCUUUGCUGGACAUACUAACGUGCCGCGACGAGGGCGGCGCCAGGACCUCCGGCCACGUUCUGAUCAACGGGAAGCCCAACACGCCGCAGCUGGUGAAGAAGAACAUCGCUCACGUCCGCCAAGACGACCGGCUUCUUCCUCACCUCACGGUGCGGGAGACUCUGGCCUUUGUGGCCCGACUGAGGCUCCCCACCCACUUCUCACAGGCCCAGAGGGACCAACGGGUGGAUGAUGUCAUCGCGGAGCUGCGGCUGCGGCAGUGUGCUCACACCCGGGUGGGAAACGACCACGUGAGGGGUGUUUCCGGAGGGGAGAGGAGGAGAGUCAGCAUAGCUGUCCAGCUGCUCUGGAACCCCGGUAUCCUGAUCCUGGACGAGCCCACGUCCGGUUUGGACAGCUUCACGGCCCACAACCUGGUGAUCACGCUGUCCCGCCUGGCUCGGGGGAACCGCCUGGUCCUGCUGUCGGUCCACCAGCCUCGCUCCGACAUCUUCCAGCUCUUCGACCUCGUGGUCCUGCUGUCGUCGGGGUCGGCCGUGUACUGCGGCCCCGCCCGCGACAUGGUGCAUUACUUCACCGCCCUCGGGUACCCCUGCCCGCGAUACUGCAACCCUUCUGACUUCUACGUGGAUCUCAUCAGCAUAGACCGGCGGAGUCCAGAGCGAGAGGCCGAGUGUUUGGAGCGGUCCGCGGUGCUGGCCGAGAGGUUCAUGGAAAGCGUCCGAGACACGGACGAUCACAUGUGGAAACCAGCGGGGACCGACACGGGCCCAACACCAGCAGAGAGCCCUCAGCAGACGGGCCAAGAGAAAGGAGAGAAAGUAAUCACCAUUUCCAAGCAAAGUAACCGACUGCCUGGCCGACUUCACCAGUUCACCAUCCUCAUCAGGCGUCACAUGCACAACGACUACAGGGACCUGGUCACCUUACUGGUCCACGGCUUCGAGGCCCUUCUCAUGUCGCUGCUGGUCGGCUGCCUGUACUACGGGGCGGGAGAAGAGCGUCUGUCCAUUCAGGACACGGUCGCCCUCCUCUACAUGAUCGGAGCGCUCACGCCGUUCGCUGUGGUGCUGGACGUCAUAGCCAAAUGUCACACGGAGAGAGCCAUGCUCUACCACGAGCUGGAGGACGGCAUGUACUCCGUCACCUCCUACUUCUUUGCCAAGGUGCUGGGGGAGCUACCUGAGCACUGCGUGUUCACGCUGGUGUACGGCCUGCCCAUCUACUGGCUGGCCGGCCUCAACGGGGCCCCCGACCGCUUCCUGCUCAACUUCCUGCUGGUGUGGCUGAUGGUGUACUGCAGCCGAGCCAUGGCCCUGUUUGUGGCCGCGGCGCUGCCCACCCUGCAGACCUCGGCCUUCAUGGGCAACGCCCUUUUCACCGUCUUCUACCUGACCGGAGGCUUCGUCAUCAACAUGGAGAACAUGUGGCUCGUGGCCUCGUGGCUCUCUCACGCCUCCUUCAUGCGUUGGGGCUUUGAGGGCAUGCUGCAGGUGCAGUUCAGAGGCAACAAGUACCCCGUCACCAUCCACAACAUCACCAUCGAUGUCGACGGCAUACACAUGGUGGAGGCCAUGCACAUGAACCAGUAUCCUCUCUACUCGUGCUACCUGGUCCUCGUGGCAGUCUGUGUGGUCUUCAUGGCGCUCUACUACGUCUGCCUGAAGUUCAUCAAACAGAAGUCCAGCCAGGACUGGUGAACACAUCUGGAAACGGAUUCCACCAAUCAGACGCUGGCUGUAAUCAGACAAAUUACAUCAGUCAGGGUUUUACUUUUGGGAGGAAGUAAUUUGGGCUCUAGUUCGACUGGUUCGACACUGAGCCAAAGCUUUCCCUUAUAAUUGUACUGUUCCUGUUAAAAUGUUGUAUUGUGACUCAAGAGGUGAAUAGGGGGAGAAACGUAAAAUACAUGUUUUUAAUUUACCCUUGCACAGUAGUUGCAACAUCAGAGUCCUGGACUUGUUUGAGUAAUGGAAACACAUGAAAUGAAGCUUCUGCAACCCCAGCAGUGCUUUUAAAGUAAACCUUCCGAAUGUACAAAACACUUUCGUAGAGUGCACUUUUUCUUUGUCUUGGGUCUUAACAUAUACUCAGCAUUAACAUUAUUAUUAGAAUUAUUAGGAUCUGAGUGACCUAGUUUAAGGGAAGCACGUGUUGCAGUACCGCUGCCCGCUGCUGGGUGGCAGCAGAGCACUGCACCAGCAUCAGAUGUGAAUGGUGAAUGUCUUUUUAUUCUCUCCUCCUCUCCUCAAAUUAUUAGAGCGCCACUUUGGCGGAUAUCCAUCUGCAGCUUUCGCUUGUUCCAUUUUCAAUCUCCUGUUUUUCUAAAGCUUUAUCUUUUUUUGUAUAUGUAAGGUUAUUAAGCUUAACAAUGUGCAGCCAGUAUAGUAACCACUGGACAAAAAGCCUUCUGGAGAUUCAGCAAGUCACACUUGAAAAAAAAAAAAACUUGUUUACUUGUGUCCUCGUAGAUUGACGAUUACGUAAAACUGUGUGUUUGUUUUUACUGUUGCAAAAGCCUGAUAAAGAUUUUAAAGACACGGUCCAAUUGAGUAAAGCGUUAAAUGAAAUCGCUCUA